CUCUUUGUCCCUGAUUCACAGUUCUUCUCUAAUUUCUUUGCCUUGAAAUUGUGCCGACAUGGCUCCUAACAGAAGGGGCUCUCUCUACAACUAAGAAAAAUCCGCGCCACCGGCUUCUCCUCUUUCAUUUUACCACUCUUGAACUACUUGAUAAUUGGAGUAUAGUUACUCAGUUUGAGAAAUUAGGAUGGCCAUGCAAACUCUGUAUGUUAAAGAACAUGAUGGAAAUGUGCGUGAUCCCAUGGGACAGUUGGCACAAGUACCAUCACAGACUUGGUGGACUGCCCUUAAAUCUCAGGCGUCCAUUUAUGGAGAAUCUUGUGGCCAAUUGAAGCCCGUGUUGAUGGAACGUCCUUCUAAUGGAGACCAACUCCCUUGGUCUAAACAAGCUGAACAAGGAGUGAACAAAGGGCGUCCUGCUCAGUUCACCUUAUUCCCUGGCGAUGGCAAAGGUUCAGAGGAUGGACAGAAACCUCUGGCCGUCCUGCAAUCAGCUACAUCAGAACAGCAUACUCGCUUUGAGCUAGGAUUUGGUCAGCCAAUGGUCUGUGCAAAAUACCCUUACAUGGAUCAAUGCUAUGGAAUUUUCUCAACCUAUGGACCUCCGGUUCCGGGGCGUGUUAUGCUGCCACUGAAUUUGGCAUCAGAGAAUGGACCGAUUUAUGUAAAUGCCAAGCAGUACAAUGGAAUCAUGAGGCGUCGGCAAUCCCGUGCAAAGGCUGCUGCUCUUGAGAAUAAACUCACUAAAGCUCGCAAGCCAUAUAUGCACUAUUCUCGCCACCUGCACGCGAUGCGUCGACUGAGGGGAUGCGGUGGCCGUUUCUUGAACACGAAAACUUCAAACGGAACAGAGACGAAGAUAGCCGGCGAAGGACAAGUUUUUCACCCUACAGGCUCACAAAACUCCAAAGUCCUGCAAUCUGAUAGUGGAACCAUGAACUCGUCCAAGGAAGCAAUCGGAGGAGGCUCGACACUUUCGGGUUCAGAAGUGACCAGCAUGUACUCGAGGGAAGAUUUUGGUCACAAUGCCCCGAUCAAUCAUCUUGGACUGUCGUUCCACUCUUUCCCUGUGAUGAUGGACACCGGGCGUGGCUCGGUUAUGGCCGACGGGUGGGUUGCACCAACAGAUCACUGUUUGCUGCUACCUCAAAGUUCGAUACCGAGGGAUUAGCUUUCUCUCUGGCAGCAACCGAAUUGAACCGGCGUUGCAUUAGCUGUUGGGGGUUUGUGCAACGUGUUUUGGGUUGCUAGGCAAAUCAUUCUUGGCUUAUCUUUUACUUACAGCUCUUCUUUACCACGUCCUGGGAGCAGUACUGAUAUCAUGGGAGUGGUGUGGAAGCUGCUAACGGCUUUAUUGUAUGUAAAUGUUGGAUCUGACUAUAAACAUAGGUGGUUUAAACUGAUCCAAUGUAAACUUUGAAACUUGGCUUAUGUGUUGUGUAAUCAUGAAUAUUUAAGGCUUGUGCAUGUUUGCUUU
Hibiscus syriacus is the source of this 1477-nucleotide messenger RNA. RefSeq names its product nuclear transcription factor Y subunit A-10-like. The record is from RefSeq and is a predicted model, not a curated record. Gene Ontology annotation, molecular function: RNA polymerase II cis-regulatory region sequence-specific DNA binding; DNA-binding transcription factor activity, RNA polymerase II-specific. The coding region runs from base 188 to 1171 and encodes 327 amino acids. The transcript is spliced from 6 exons. Lineage: Eukaryota; Viridiplantae; Streptophyta; Magnoliopsida; Malvales; Malvaceae. Gene Ontology annotation, biological process: regulation of transcription by RNA polymerase II.